This is a messenger RNA of Magnolia sinica, 2288 nucleotides long. Its product is annotated as alpha-mannosidase I MNS4. The transcript has 18 exons. Gene Ontology annotation, cellular component: endoplasmic reticulum; membrane. Gene Ontology annotation, molecular function: calcium ion binding; mannosyl-oligosaccharide 1,2-alpha-mannosidase activity. Bases 54 to 1742 code for a protein of 562 amino acids. The record is from RefSeq and is a predicted model, not a curated record. NCBI's taxonomy places the organism in Eukaryota, Viridiplantae, Streptophyta, Magnoliopsida, Magnoliales, Magnoliaceae. Gene Ontology annotation, biological process: endoplasmic reticulum mannose trimming; mannose trimming involved in glycoprotein ERAD pathway; carbohydrate metabolic process.
GAAUCGCCUUGGCACAUCUUCUUCCGAACAGAGAGAGAGAGAGAGAGAGAGAGAUGAAAAAGGCGAUCUUCUUCUUAUUAUUCUCCGCCAUUUUUCUUCAGAAAGAAGCUCUUGCAGAUGGGGUCACCCCUCUGGAGGCAAAACAGCUGCGAGACGAGGUGCGUGAAAUGUUCUAUCACGCUUUUGAUGGAUAUAUUCAGCAUGCUUUUCCUCUUGACGAAUUAAGACCCUUAACCUGCACGGGAGAAGACAGUCUUGGUGGUUAUGCCUUGACCCUAGUUGACUCUUUGGAUACAUUGGCCUUACUUGGUGACCGUGAGCGAUUUGCUGCAGCAGUUGAAUGGAUUGGAAAAAACCUUCGGUUCGAUAUUGAUAAAACGAUUUCUGUGUUCGAGACUACGAUUCGCAUCCUUGGGGGUUUACUUUCAGGCCAUCUUAUUGCAAGCGAUUAUGCCACGGGCAUGAAAAUCUCUUCAUACGACGAUCAGUUACUUCAUCUGGCUGAAGAUUUGGCUCGAAGAUUGCUACCUGCAUUUGACACUCCUACAGGAAUUCCUUUUGGAUCUGUUAAUCUACUGCAUGGAGUUGAUGAAAAUGAAAGCAAGAUAACGUCAACUGCUGGUGGUGGAACUUUAACUUUAGAGUUUGGGGUACUAAGCCGCUUAACAAAUGAUCCUGUUUUUGAGCAGGUGACAAGGAAUGCAGUGCGUGGAAUAUGGGCUCGGCGAUCAAAAAUUAACCUUGUUGGUGCUCAUAUAAAUGUUUUCACAGGUGAAUGGACACAGAAGGAUGCUGGAAUAGGAACAAGUAUUGACUCCUUCUAUGAGUAUCUUCUGAAGGCCUAUCUGUUAUUCGGAGAUGAGGAGUAUUUGUUCAUAUUCCAGGAAGCUUACAAGGCUGCAAUGCAUUAUCUAUACCAUGAUCCUUGGUAUGUGGAGGUAAACAUGAAUUCUGCUUCCAUGGUGUGGCCGUUAUUUAACAGUCUUCAGGCAUUCUGGCCUGGCCUUCAGGUUUUAGCUGGGGACAUUGAUCCUGCUAUCCGGACACAUGCUGCUUUCUUUAGUGUCUGGAAGAAGUACGGUUUCACCCCAGAGGGUUUUAAUCUUGCUACAUUCAGCGUUCAGCAUGGUCAAAAAAGCUAUCCACUACGUCCGGAGUUGAUUGAGAGCACAUAUUGGCUAUUCAAAGCCACCAGAGAUCAAAGAUACCUGGAUGCUGGACGGGAUAUGGUUGCUAGCUUGCAAUAUGGUGCAAGGUGCACUUGCGGAUAUUGUCAUAUAGCAGAUGUGGAGUCUCACAAACAGGACGACCACAUGGAGAGCUUUUUCCUUUCUGAAACUGUUAAAUACUUAUGGCUUCUUUUCGAUUUGGCCGUCGGCGGGGACAACCUUGUUGAAAAUGGGCCAUACAAGUAUAUCUUCAGUACAGAAGGUCACUUGUUGCCUGCAUCUCCUGAAAUAUCUCUAGUCCAUGAACACUGUUCUUACUACGGAGCAUUCUGCAAAGGUGAUGACAAGCGGAAAUUCCAAACUUCUGUUGUCCCAUUCGACCACCAAGAAACGAACGAUAGCAGUGUCUAUAGAGGUUGGGGUCCUAGUUCUCAAUCAUGCCCCAAAUCAAGGGAAUCCGUUUCUGCAUCUGUGCUCAUUAAGGGCCUUUGCCGAGGGCUAACACAUGGGCAGAAGUACGGGAUAUCAUAUCUUCCUGAUCCGACGUCAGUAACAAGAACCAAUGAAGGAUGAGAGCGGAAAUAAUUGUCACUCGAUUCACAGAAGCAAUUCAGUCGAUGGCCCAUCACAGGGGUGAGGUUGACAGCUGAGCCGCCAAUCAGGAACAAUCAAAAGUGUAUUUCCAAAUCCAAACAGUGCCCUGUCUGAUCAAAUGUAUGGGGUGGCUGAGAAAUCUAGACCACACUAUCUCUUGAUGUUCCAUCCUAGUUGUGAUGACCCCCACCAAGUUUGUAACAUUUGAGUUUGUAGGGUAUUAAGUCCUAGAGUCCUAGUGGUUAGGAGAUGUGGGCACUCCCAACAAGGACAUGGGUUCAGCCCCAGCUUAGAUCAGAUUGGAAAGGAAAUUAAAGAAAAAGAUAGGAAGUACUUGCAAAUAUUUAAUUUAGGGUCGAAAUUGAAAACAUGGGUUCAUUGCCUUUCUUCCUUGAUUGUUAACCUUAUUUUGUUGGUUCCCAUGAAUGGGUUCAUGCAUCAAAAAUAUUUCAAGAUUGGAACAUCCUACAUCGCGAAUUGUUUGUAUUUUUUCCUUUGAACGUGGAUUGCUGCUUUUGUUUCUUA